This is a messenger RNA of Nannospalax galili (Upper Galilee mountains blind mole rat), 1101 nucleotides long. It is a transcript of the gene Rhag, whose product is annotated as Rh associated glycoprotein. Gene Ontology annotation, cellular component: plasma membrane. Gene Ontology annotation, molecular function: ammonium channel activity. Lineage: Eukaryota; Metazoa; Chordata; Mammalia; Rodentia; Spalacidae. The record is from RefSeq and is a predicted model, not a curated record. Gene Ontology annotation, biological process: ammonium homeostasis; ammonium transmembrane transport. Bases 1 to 1101 code for a protein of 366 amino acids. The transcript has 9 exons.
AUGAGGUUCAAAUUCUCUCUCACGGCCUUAGGCCUGGAAGUUGCUAUGAUUGUUUUAUUUGGGUUAUUUGUCGAGUAUGAGACAGAUCAGAAUGCUUCCCCACAAGGCAACGCUACGAAGUCAACAAAAGUGGACCAGUUUCCUCAGUUAUAUCCCUUUUUCCAAGAUGUGCAUGUCAUGAUAUUUGUUGGAUUUGGCUUCCUCAUGACCUUCCUGAAGAAAUACGGCUUCAGUGGUGUGGGUUUCAACCUCUUCAUUGCUGCUCUGGGCCUCCAGUGGGGUACCAUUCUGCAGGGGCUCCUUCACACCCAUGGAAAGAAAUUUCACAUUGGAAUUAAAAGUAUGAUACAUGCAGACUUCAGUACAGCCACGGUUCUGAUUUCUUUUGGAGCUGUCCUGGGGAAAACAAGUCCCAUCCAAAUGCUGAUCAUGACAAUUCUAGAAAUUGCUGUCUUUGCUGGCAAUGAAUAUCUGGUUACUACUAUAUUUGAGGCCUCAGAUGUUGGGGCAUCGAUGACGAUCCACGCCUUUGGGGCCUACUUUGGCUUAGCUGUAGCAGGCAUCUUAUAUCGAUCUGGUCUGAGACAGAAACACAAGAAUGAAGAAUCUGUAUACCACUCUGACUUGUUCGCCAUGAUCGGGACACUUUUUCUGUGGAUAUUUUGGCCCAGUUUUAAUUCAGUCAUCGCUGAACCUGGAGAAAAGCAGUAUAGAGCGAUCGUCAACACCUACUUGUCCCUUGUCACCUGUGUGAUCACAGCCUAUGCUUUCUCCAGCCUUGUUGAGCACCGAGGCAAGCUUGAUAUGAUCAGGAAUGUCAAAGAAAAUAAAAAUAAAAACAAAAAUCAUAACAGAUGGCUACAUGUUUUCAAUACUCUAUCUACCAUGGCCAUGCAGGGAGCAGCACUGGGCUCCUCCAUCGGUUCAGCAGUUGCUGGAGGUCUGGUUACAGGUUUAAUUCUCAGGUUACCCAUCUGGGAUCAGCCCCCUGAUGAGUACUGUUUUGAUGAUGCUGUUUAUUGGAAGGUCCCCAAGUGGAGAGAACAUGAUGAUCAGUUCCUUCAACAUGAGAACCAGAACCAUCUGGAACCCGAAGUCUAA